This is a messenger RNA of Rasamsonia emersonii CBS 393.64, 522 nucleotides long. RefSeq lists its product as uncharacterized. The transcript is spliced from 2 exons. Lineage: Eukaryota; Fungi; Ascomycota; Eurotiomycetes; Eurotiales; Trichocomaceae. Bases 1 to 522 code for a protein of 173 amino acids. The record is from RefSeq and is a predicted model, not a curated record.
AUGGCCUACGGAACUCUUAAACUCUUUACCCUUGCUUUCUUCCUUCUGAACUCGACGCCGACUGCGCGUCCGGAUGCUGUGGCUUCAACACCGGUCAAAUGCGCCGGUCCCAUCGUCGCGCAAGAGAGGGACGGCGGCUGCGGAUUCGGCGAUCCUGAGCCCAACGACAACGCUGCUCGUGCACUGACGGAAGGAAACGGCGCUGGAGCGACUUCUGCUGCUGUUGCUGCCCCUGCUGCAAGCACUCCGGCUGCCAGCAAAGCAACUCCUACUCCGGCCGCCUCCCUCAGCGGUGCCCGAGCGGCGGCGGCAGCGAACCCAAGUCUGGCCGGCAACGGCAAGGGGAAACAAUUCAUUACGGGAGCGUGUCUCAGCGACGCAGACUGCGCUUCGGGUUGCUGCGGGUUCAAUACGGGACUUUGCGCGGGGCCGAUUGUGGCCCAGGAGCGAGAUGGGGGGUGUGGAUUUGGCAAUGCGCAGCCAAACGAUAAUGCGGCAAAGGCGUUGACGGCUGGGCAGUGA